CUGACUUUUCGUAUCGGAGGCUUUUACGCGCGAAAUAUUUACAUGGCAAUGUAGUGGUCGUCUAAUAAACUUAUUCGUUUUCAAGAAGCAUGACGAUUUGAAAUGAAUUCUAUGGGAGUAACCAGACAAUAAUAGUCCUCCGGGCAAUUAAACAAUCCGUUCACUCUUGGGUCAGGGGUCCAACGUGUUUGUGUUUUCCUAAUUUUAAGUGAGGGUAAUGAGUGAUGUGGAUUAAAAUGGCGAUGUUCGAAGGGAUUUGUGUGUUUUGGGAGAAUAUUUUAACCUGUGCCAAAGGAAUUAAACAGGAACUACAUAAAUUCUACAUUGAUAUACCACUUUGGUUGGAACGUAAAAGCGUGUCGGUCUAAUAUCAAGAGCUAUCUCCAACAAUACUCGUUCUUUCUUGUAUGUCGACGUAGUGCACAAUACCAUCGAUACUCAAAAACGCGAGGAAACGUAACGUUAAGAGUAACGUAAGGUGAAACGUAACUACCCGUGAUGAGACUUGCGGUGCUAGGAGCCACGGGCCGCACAGGGAUACUCGUUGUGAGGGAGGCGCUGGCGAGAGGCCACGAGGUCACCGCGGUGGUCAGAAAUCCAGACAAACUGACGGACAAACACGAUAACCUUCAGGUUGUAGCAGCGGACAUUUUCGACUCCAGCUCGAUGGUUCCCCAUUUCAAGGGCCGCGAUGCAGUUUUGUCCUGUCUAGGAUGUGGACCAAGCUUCUUAAGCAUGCGGAAGGUCACUUUCUUCACCGACUUGAUCCGGCCAAUGGUGGACGCCAUGAGAGAGGUCAAGGUCACCCGUCUCGUCUUCAUGUCGUCAUGGUACACCAAGUACAAUUCAGCCGACCCUUUCAUUGUCAACUGGGUCCUAAAGCCCCUACUUCUCGGCCAGAGUUUACAUAACAAAGCUGAAAUGGAAGACUUUCUUGAGACGGAUUGCCUGGAUAUCCGCUACACACUUGUCCGCCCGCCUCAGCUCACAGACAGCGAACCCACUGGUAAACCUGUGUUGUGCAUGGAAGGACAGAGCAUCAAGUCUGCAGAGAGGAAGCGGUUUACCUGUUGCCGGAAGGACGUCGCUAAGUUCAUGAUAGAUAUAACGGAGAAGGACGAACAUAUCCGAAAAUCUAUGGCUAUUGCUUCAGGAUGACGUCACAUGACAUUAAUACCAAUUUAUUUGAUGAUUCUGAUCUUUUAAUAUCUGUUAUGAAUAGUCUAACCCGUCUAGCCAUAAAUAUGGAGAGAACGGUUUUACAUUUUACAUUGUGUGUAUCAUGAGUUAUCUUUAUCAUGCAAUGGCGUAUUAUGAUUUUCAUCAUGAUCAAUCAAAUCUUCACGUAUGUAUUUGUGCACGCUGAAAACGA
Messenger RNA from Mya arenaria, 1372 nucleotides. RefSeq names its product flavin reductase (NADPH)-like. The transcript is spliced from 6 exons. The record is from RefSeq and is a predicted model, not a curated record. NCBI's taxonomy places the organism in Eukaryota, Metazoa, Mollusca, Bivalvia, Myida, Myidae. The coding region runs from base 499 to 1158 and encodes 219 amino acids.